This is a messenger RNA of Gadus morhua (Atlantic cod), 1318 nucleotides long. It is a transcript of the gene tac1, whose product is annotated as tachykinin precursor 1. Lineage: Eukaryota; Metazoa; Chordata; Actinopteri; Gadiformes; Gadidae. The record is from RefSeq and is a predicted model, not a curated record. Gene Ontology annotation, biological process: tachykinin receptor signaling pathway. The transcript has 5 exons. Bases 441 to 791 code for a protein of 116 amino acids.
GCUCCUGCAUCAUCCGGACCGGGACCCACAGAGAACUAGUGCGCACCAUGUGAGGUGGGGGACUGACUUAAAGCUCACCACGACACACCUGACGCCUCCCCGGACCCACGCCGACAGCCUAUAUAACAGCGCGCUCAGGACUGGGUGGGCACGAAGAGACGCAGAGGCGGAAAGUGAAAGGCGAGCGCGCUCACAGCUCGACAGGGGGGGCCACUGAACACGGGGUCGCUUUUGCGCACGCACACUUGAAGGGCUGGUAUGGCGCGUAUCUCGCGCUCUCAGGUGUAACUUGGAGGAGCUGCACGUGAGGCUACAGUCUGGGUCUCAGUAGUAGGCUGAGUUUAUUCUUCUGACCUGCAGAUCUACUGUUUGAACACAACUUUAUUCAGCCGAAGCCUCGAGCCGCGCAACGCCUCACCGCCCCGCCGUGCCGCUGCGCCAUGAUGCCCCUCGUUCCGCUCCUUGUGGUGCUCUGCGCUGUCACUCAAGUGUUUUCUGAAGAAAUUGGUCCUAAAGAAGAACUUGAUUAUUGGACGAGUAAUCAGAUCCAGGACGGCUGGCUGGCCCCGGACCCGUUCCGGGAGAUCCUCCGGAGGAUGACGAGGAAGCCCCGGCCGCAGCAGUUCAUUGGCCUCAUGGGGAGGCGCUCCGCCGCAGAUGCACAGAUCACCCGCAAGAGGCAUAAAAUCAACUCCUUCGUCGGCCUGAUGGGCAAGCGGAACACGGAGGAUCCAGACUCGUACGAGUGGAGCUCGAGACACGACUACGAGCAACGCCGCCGCCGCCGCUAGCCCCCCCCCCCCCCCCCCCACCCCCCGCGGUGCUGCCUUGCGUCAGAGCGGGGGUCACCCGGUCACGGCAGCAGGGAGCGCUAGUCCGCUCAGAGAGAAGAAGAACCUAUAGCUGAUCUAUUCUAAUAAACUGUUUCUCAUCGUAGUGUCGUAGCGGUGCCGUGAAUACCCGUGCCAAUUCAGUUCCCUUCAUGACGGUUAGACCGAGGUUGUGCGUUAUCAGUGGCCUCAACAAAACAUGUUCUGCUCUAUGAUUUGAUUGGCUGAAUGCGUGACUAUGUUGGGUUUGGGGGCGGGGGUGGAGUUCUGUGGGGUUUAUUGCACUGCCAAAUUCACUGUAUAGUGCCUCAUACAAGUCGUCAUCACCAUCCCCUCCUCCCCGAGACCAGCUGCACUGACUUCUCCUUUCCCUUUUUAAAAUGGAGUUCUGAGAUGUUUGGAGGUUUUUCCAAAAGGGUGCAACAUGCCAAAAUGUGUUAUAGUAGCUUGAUGCUGUACAAUAAAACUAUUUUCUUUAUUGAUUCAAA